Branchiostoma floridae (Florida lancelet) is the source of this 644-nucleotide messenger RNA. RefSeq lists its product as uncharacterized. The transcript has 3 exons. The record is from RefSeq and is a predicted model, not a curated record. The coding region runs from base 114 to 644 and encodes 176 amino acids. Lineage: Eukaryota; Metazoa; Chordata; Leptocardii; Amphioxiformes; Branchiostomatidae.
CCUCUGACCUGCCGGUUUAGAAGCGUGGGAAAACUCACCACGCUAAAUCUUUUGGGAGCUCAAAAUUGUUAUUAUUUGGGAAGGAUCAGAAGUCUGGUUGUGCGAUUUGGAAGAUGUUGUCGGCUUGGGUUUUAGGGCGAGUAGAGAUGGCUUUUAGACCGAAUAUAUGCAGGGUUUGGCGGGCACAAACGUUCGGAAGAGUAUCCCAGACCCUCAAACCCAACAACACAACAUCAUCUCAAUAUCAGCUGUCAAACAGCCUUUUCCAAUCAGCUAGAAGAUUUAGCAGCAACCAUCCCAAACAAAAUCUUACCUUCCUCCAAUACAUACAAAACACAAUAUCUCGAAGAUAUGCCGUCAGCCGAGCAUUUUUCUCUGGCACAUCGCAAAAGUCUUGCCAAAGAGGUUUCCACAUUGCAGUGCUACUGGCUUGCCAUCCUACGAGGAUUGUCGCAGGUAGUUUGUUAUGUUGUGGGUUGGCGGGAGUUGGUGUGAAGAGAGCACAGUGUCAGGAGGAGGACACACUAGCAGAGGAACUGCUGAGGGACCAGGAUGUGCAGGAAGAGCAGGAGCUGGACUGGUGGCUCAUCUGGCAGUUCCUACGGCCUGAGAUAUGGCAGCUACUGGCUGCUAUUGUGGAGUAA